Messenger RNA from Columba livia (rock pigeon), 3978 nucleotides. It is a transcript of the gene TMEM207, whose product is annotated as transmembrane protein 207. Bases 1618 to 2064 code for a protein of 148 amino acids. NCBI's taxonomy places the organism in Eukaryota, Metazoa, Chordata, Aves, Columbiformes, Columbidae. The transcript has 5 exons. The record is from RefSeq and is a predicted model, not a curated record.
CUCACUGGGACCAGGCUGAUUUUAGGGAUUUUGUGGGGGGAAAGAUUUCAACUUUUAUAGAAUUUAGUCUUUGGCCCCUUUUUAUUUUUUUUUUUUAAUAAUUUUUUAGGGACAUGAUAAAUUUGAGAAAGAUUUAACAUUUGCAACAAUUCCAAUUAAUGCAGAGAAAAAAAUGAAUGCUGCAAUCUUUUACUCUAUGGCUUUUGAAACGGAAGAGCAUGAGUCUUCAGCAGCAAGGGUGGGUGUUUGUCUGUAUUGAUAGAUUACUGCCUCAGAGCAGAUGCACUUUGCUGCAGUUUAACUAUGCUAAGGUAGCUCUGUGGAGGUAAAUUGAAGGAUGAUAAAAGAGAAUCCAGAGGUUGUCAUUCAGUCACAAAGAAUACUCAUGGUGCACGUAAUCACAGCAAUUGGCUGUCUGGUUUUUACCUGUUAUUCUAAUAAUCAGUUGAAGUGCAAAAAACUAAAAUAUUCUGCUGCGGGGUGGAUGUGUGACAUGGCAAAUUAGCUUGUUUUAAAAGCGUAAGUCUGAAAGAGUUGAAGCUUCUAUAUUUUUCUCUAUUCCUCAUUUGGGUUUCAGCUGCUCACGAAAUUUCAUAGAUAAUGUUUUAUAUGAAAGGCUUAUUAUACCUAAAGACCUCUGGUGAAACCUAGGGACUGAAUAGCAGUGUUUGGCUUUGACACUGUGUGCACAGGAUCAGACAUGUUAUAGAGAUUUGUGAGGUGAUUUCUUGCUCUUUACAGUGACACAAACUUUGCACAAUAAAAUCCUUACAAGGAAGUCCUGUUAAUUAGAGAUGUAAGAUGAAAUCCCUCAAUUACACAUAUUUGAUACAAAUUUAUAAUACAGAAAAGAGCUUUCCAGUUUGACUCAAAGUCAGAAAUCUCUACAUGUUUUGCAUAUAUGCAGAAGGAAACCCAAAGUAAUUAUUUACAAAUUACGUUCUAAUAGUUUUCUUCAAGAAAUAAAUCUGAAUUAUUUCACCUUGCUCAUUCUGCUUCCCAGUGUUAUUGCAAUUCUAUAUUUGAUCUGAAGUUUUUUGUAGUUAAUUCGGGCAAGUGUUACAACAUGCCUAAUGCGAGUUAAACAAAAAUUGUAUUGAAUUUGAUUCAAUCACACUGACUAACCACUCCAGUUACUUUUUGCCCACAUAAUCUGAAAGUGAGGCUAGGAUCAACAAGGCUUACAAAAAUAAACUUGCUUGAGCAAAGAGUAGAAAAUAUACCUGAAAAACAAGUUUCGGGUUCACAUAUUUGCAAUACCUGAAAUCUGACUCUGGAAAAGAUGCACCACUACUAUCCAAACAAGGAAAAUGCUGGGUAGGGCACACAUCUGAACAAAAAAGCUCAAAUUUACAGCUACAUUCACAAUUAGCUACCGUAAAAUAAGCUACCAAAAAAGAAUUUGAUCACAGGAGAUUUUCAGCAGACAUUUCUGAAUAGUAAAGCCCAGUUCCGUAAACAAGUGCUUGUGUGUCCUUGCUCUCAUCCUUCACUCUUUCACAUCAAAAGAAGUGCUUUCCCUUUGACCUACCUUUCAUCUGCAAACUAUUGAAUUUGUUGAGCUCUCUGCGAGGUUAUCCACUGGUUUUGAUAUGGACUAGCUGAGAACAGAGACACAUGGAGGCAAGAGCUCAGCCCUGUGCUCUCUGGGGAGAGCUCUGGUUUUCAUCCCUGCAGGAGCCAGCACCUUUAGCAGAUUCAGAGUUGGACUGUGAGCUCGGCAAGAGGUGCAUUGGGCAGAGUGAUGAGAACUUUAGCAGCUGGUAUGUGUGGUUCCUGAUGUUGUUUUUCCUGGCCUUGCUCCUGUCCUGCGGGAUCUGCUGCUGCCUGCAGUGCUGGCUGAAGCGGCGGAGCUGCCUCCCUCCCCGGCGCACCCUGGCCGUCUUUGCACUCAGCAGCUCGGAUGCUUUUUGUGCAAGUGAAGCACCUCAGUGCCCAUUGUCUGGAUCUCCAAGACCCUGCAUGACUGCAGAGAUGUCCUCUUCUCCUGCCUCACAGUUCAGCCUCGGGGGGACUGACUUGCCUCCAUCCUAUGAGGAUAUUAUGAAGGAAAACAAGCUCUAGACACCACAUGUUGGCUUUCUGCAAUUCCACUUGAUUCAUCGGAGAUCUUCUGUUAUGCGACAGUAGUGUAAGGGCAAAUCAACCCUUUCCACAGGUUGGCCGAGAGACUGAAAAGCAGAACGUAUUUCAUCUGAACCUAAAAGGGAAGACAGAUCCAACAGAAUAAAUGCCGAAAGUACGUGUUGAAUCUGUCACAGGAGCUCAGCCUGACAUUUUGAUAGGGCUCUGGAUUUCAAGAAGCUCCCUCAAAGAUUUGUCUGUAUUCGGGGUUUCUGGCUCAGUCUCCAGAUUUAUCUCUUCAGGCUGCUCAAGAUGGUGCAACCCAGUGUGUUUUAGGACUGAAUGUUGAUAAAUUAUUUGAUAGUUACUUCUCAAACUUAGGCUGCCUCCUUCACUCGGCACAGUGCCAACAAACACCCUCUGGCAAAGUCAUGUUGUUCUAAUUCAUUGUAAUGCAAUCAUGCCACUCUGCGAUGAAGGAUCGUUUGCCACAUUUGAAAUAUUUAGCACAGUAUAUCAGAUUUGUCUAGUGCAAAAGGCAGCAAAUUUAUGACCAGGGAAGGGAAAGCAAGAGAUGGGGAUUAUAUAGGGAGUAGCAGCAGAAGCUGGUUAACAGCACAAAAAAGUGAGUUUGUUUAUCUGAGCUGUUCUUAGUUUCAUAGUGACUAUCCCCAGGUAUGCUGGCCCUAACCCUGCAGACCUGUGGGCUCCAAAUGGCCCAGGACCCAUAUGACAUGAAUUAGGGAGCUAGGGAUUUGGUGCUUAGCUACAGAAAUUUGUUAGGAUAAAGGAUGUAAUUUUCUUUCAUGUAACCACUGCAGAGAGAUGGAAAGAUACUUCAAGAAACCAUCCAGUCUGCUGCAUACCCAAGCAGGACCAGCUCUACCUAAGGCUGUUCCUAGGAGUUAUUAGCCUGUGUAGCUCUCAGAUUUCUGAGGAAAGAUGCCAGAUUUCCCCCAUAGCUGGAUUGCAAGUGAAAGCAAAUAUUUCCUUUGUCUGUCAGGUCACUGAAGGUGGGAUUAAUCCUGCCUGACCUGUCUACUGCUGAUCUUUCAGAGGCAAGGGCUGGGGCCUGCAGAAGGAAGAUGUCACACCUAGUACUUGGCACCACAUGCCCGUGGAGCCACCAGCUCCCAAAGUGGGUAGCUGGGUCCAUCUUAAGUACCCUAAAAGAUUAAUGGAAGCCCACAGCCUGCCUCAUGGAGCAGCUUCCCACCUGCAGAUUGGGGUUACUGCCAGCUCCCCUGAUCAGGAAGGAAACUUGGAAGAUAAAUUCACUAAAGGUUAUGAAGUGUUCACAUAUUCUCAUAAUGAGGCUAUACAAGUACCUUUGCUAGGUAAAGAAUUAUAGCAUAUUUUGAGAGACAAAUUCUCUGCCAGCACCACUACAAAUUAUCUCCAUAAAAUCUUAUUUUAGAAGCAGCUUUAAUGUUUGACUCUUGUGUGAAAGGAAAUAAAUGUUACUGUUGCAAAAUGAAUGUUUGUGACAGCAGGCUAAAGUAUUACAGGGUUUAUUAAUAGGGAAAAUUAGCAAGUACAGACUCAGCCAGUGGAGAAAUUGAGCAAUUCCUGAGUGUCCUUAUACUGGCUGAACUUAGUAACAAUUGCAGGUAAUCAACACCUCUCAGGGUCAGACCUCUUAUAUACAUAACUGCUUCCACUACUCAACCCCUUCAGUUUAUGCCCUGAAGCAUGAGAUUUGAUUAUGUUUGUCACUUCAGCUUGUGUAGCCUGCUAGUGGGCAUUAAAUCAGCCAUUGCUUCCUUCCCACCUACACACUGCCUUUGCUUUAGCGACCCCUUCGUGGAAGUGAACUCCACAGGUUGUCUGCAUUAUAUGCUGCAUAAAACAUUACCAUCUCCUGCUUAUUAAUUGCUUGUCUCUGAAUAAAUUGCUGCCUUUAAUUUCAUUGAA